CGCCUAUCCCACACCUCUCUGGCUCCGCUCCUAUAAAAACCCAACGGCCUCCUUCCCCUCUAUUUCUCUAGGGUUUCCUCGCCACCGCCGCUUCCGCCUUCGCUGCCGCCGCCGCCGCCGCCGCAGCCAUGCCGUCCCACAAGACCUUCCGGAUCAAGAAGAAGCUGGCCAAGAAGCAGCGCCAGAACCGCCCCAUCCCCUACUGGAUCCGCAUGCGCACCGACAACACCAUCAGGUACAACGCGAAGCGCAGGCACUGGCGCCGCACCAAGCUCGGAUUCUGAGCGGGGGAAGAGAUGCCGGGCACCGAUGCUUGGGGAAACUCGUGAUUACGAGCCGGCCUCGGGACGCUUCCAUGAUUCCGCAUGCUAGGAAGCUGCUUGUUUAGAUUUUGCUUGUGUUAAAUUGAUCUUAUCAGUUGUUUCUUUAGCGAACUGAGAAUACCAUGUUUUGCUGAUGGUUGGAGAACAUCAUUUAUAAUUAUGCCGAAGCUAUCUUGAUCUGCCGUGCGUUAAUCAGUUGAUCUGGGCAGCUUUUU
Panicum virgatum (switchgrass) is the source of this 538-nucleotide messenger RNA. RefSeq names its product 60S ribosomal protein L39-like. The transcript is spliced from 3 exons. NCBI's taxonomy places the organism in Eukaryota, Viridiplantae, Streptophyta, Magnoliopsida, Poales, Poaceae. The record is from RefSeq and is a predicted model, not a curated record. Gene Ontology annotation, cellular component: ribosome; cytosolic large ribosomal subunit. Gene Ontology annotation, biological process: translation. Bases 129 to 284 code for a protein of 51 amino acids. Gene Ontology annotation, molecular function: structural constituent of ribosome.